This is a messenger RNA of Porites evermanni, 702 nucleotides long. The record is from the annotation of a GenBank genome assembly. Lineage: Eukaryota; Metazoa; Cnidaria; Anthozoa; Scleractinia; Poritidae.
AUGGAAGAAGAAGGCGAAGAAGACCGCGACCUGGCAGAAGAAGAUAGCAAAGAAGACGACGACCAAGCAGCAGAUAGUGAUGAACACAAGCAGCAGGAAGAAGAUAGCGCUGAUGACGAACACCAGGAAGACAGUACCAAUGAAGAGGAAGAUGAAGAGGAUGAGCUUGAUAGUUACCAAGUGAAUCUGAGCGAGUUGCUGCGUAUGGAAAAUUCUGAGACCCCAAGGCGGCAGUGGCUAGUAGGCUAUUACCAUUACCUACAGUCCCUCUCCAGAAAAGCCCUGUCGCAGAGGCAUGCGGAACAACAUGCCGGCAGGUUUACUUAAUGCUCACCACUAUUGACCCCCGAGGUAUCGACAUAAUUGCCAUUACGGACAGCCAGGGCAGCAGGGUAUGGCAAUGAGCAAAGCCCCUCUUGUAAGAAAAAAAAAAAGAGAUCCAGGACGAUCAUUUCAUACCUCACGUUGCUGGAGAAGUUUUUUAAAUUCGCUGAGGGUGUUCAAUAUGACCAAAAUCCAUUGUACUAUGGGGACAAACAGAUCAUAGAGUCCAUCAAGAGGGUCAUUUCCAACAUCUCUGCCUGGGGGUCUCUAAUACACAAACAAUACAAGACUGAUGAGUGGUGCAGACAGCUGCGGGAAAUGAAGGAGAGGGUGCGCCCUGAUGAUAUUGUAGACUUGGAUGAAACCGAACCCGCCAAA